Molecule: messenger RNA, 705 nt
Organism: Kwoniella shivajii
Lineage: Eukaryota; Fungi; Basidiomycota; Tremellomycetes; Tremellales; Cryptococcaceae
Product: thiamine pyrophosphokinase
Exons: 4
Coding region: 1-705 (234 amino acids)
Biological process (GO): thiamine metabolic process; thiamine diphosphate biosynthetic process
Molecular function (GO): ATP binding; thiamine diphosphokinase activity; thiamine binding
Source: RefSeq, a predicted model, not a curated record
AUGACAACUACAUGGCGAUGCGCCGAAUUACUCCGAGGAGAAUCAUCAAAGAAAUAUGCUCUAAUCAUCGUAAAUCAACCUAUACGGAAAGACUUAUUGUCAAAAGCAUGGACCGCUGCUGAGGUAAGAUUGUGUGCGGACGGUGGGGCGAACAGAUUAUAUGAUAUAGAUGAGGAUAAAGAAUAUAUACCUGAUCUGAUCAAAGGAGAUUUCGAUUCUAUAAGACCAGAAGUACUUGAAUAUUAUAAGAAAGAACAUGAAGAUACAAAAGUGAUUCAUGAUAAAGAUGAAUACUCAACUGACUUAAUGAAAUGUAUUGAUGAAGUGGAUGAAUCAUACGCAUUAGUUUUAUUAGGUGGAUUAUCUGGUAGAGUAGAUCAAACUGUACAUACAAUGUCAUUACUACAUAAAACUAAAAGGGAGAUAUAUGUUUUAGAUGGUGAAUCUUUCGCAUGGCAACUUCCAGCAGGGAAACAUGAAAUUGAGAUUGAUCACAACACGAUGGGUCAAACAUGUGGUAUUUUACCUGUUGGAAUAGAUAGCGCCAAGGUGAAGACAAGAGGGUUAAAAUGGGAUACAGACUGGGAAACGUCACUAGGCGGUAAUCUAUCAACGUCGAAUCAUCUUGUUCCGGAGAACCCAACAGUUUAUAUAGAAAACAAUAGACCCAUCCUAUGGACUUGCGAAAUACGUCCCUUAUCAUAG